Aquila chrysaetos chrysaetos is the source of this 1598-nucleotide messenger RNA. RefSeq lists its product as uncharacterized. Lineage: Eukaryota; Metazoa; Chordata; Aves; Accipitriformes; Accipitridae. The record is from RefSeq and is a predicted model, not a curated record. Bases 981 to 1598 code for a protein of 205 amino acids. The transcript has 4 exons.
UUCCAAGGCCAUUUAAUAUCUAAAUAAAUUCUCUUCUCCUCUCCUAAGUGUAUUAGAUACAAUAAAUGUACAGUGGAUAAAACAGUGUGUAGACAAAAUCCUGCCCUUAAUUCUGGGUAUCCUGUUUACUUCAGCGAAAUCCUCCUUUCUCAAAUAAGAAGAGUACAUUUUGGCCCGUACUGUGAAAAGACAAGAAACAGAUAAGCUCCAGGGGAAAAAUAGAGGGAUUUUUUUUUUUAAUUUUUAUUUUUUUUUGCUGCUUGUGAUUAAAAAUAAAGAAGUAAAUAAUAAAGGGAUUUGACUAGUAUUGUUGCUUAGGAUGGUGUAUAACUGGGCUCCUCAGCAGCAUAUAACAAAAGAUCAAAGGGAUCUCUGCUUCACGUAAGCAAGCUAGUUCUUGGAGUAAAGGCACGGGCUGCAUGGUUUUUCCUUAGGUGAGAGCUGGGAGUGAGUUAAGAUAAUGAAAGUGUUAUCUAUUACAUGUUGAGAAAGCGUCAGAGCCAAAACCGUUGAAGCCUUUAUACGGACAUUACAUGUGGCUGCCUAUUUGCCAUUUGUUUCCUAAAUUUUCUGUAAUUUGCUCUGCAGCAAACAUUCACCUUGGUUAAAUAGGACUCCGCUCAGCAAUAUUCAGCAGAACCGCGGCGUUUCCUGGCUCCGGCCAUGAAGGCUCCACAGGAUUUUCACUGCUCAGGUGUUGCAAAGCCUAAUCCUUAUUCAGGAACCAAAACGAUCCACUUUCCUUGCCUGCGGUGCUUGGAUCCCUGCCUUUGGCAGUAGCCCCAGACUCCUGCAGAAGAUGAAGACAUCCCUCCAUGCCUAUAGAUGGAAAGGCGCCAACAUGGAUGCCAUCAGAAGGACGCAGCUGAGCAUAUGCUGAGAAAAUUGUGGCAUCCAUACUGUACAUGGGGAAGGGCUGACUGAACACACCAGUUUGUUGAAGCUUAUGGCCCUGAAAAGGAAACAUAGGUUUCCUGUAAAUGUCAUUCAGGGAUAUGCUAACUGUUAUUUCCUGGCGCUGGAUCAUGAUGCUUUCAACACAUUCUGUUCAUCUACCUCUGCUGCCUGCCUGCCUGGCUGUGCACAGCGAUAGCUCUCCUGUCUUCUCACCUUUCCCUCCUCCCUGCACGAGGCUAAGGUACCGUGUUUUGGAGUGGAAGUGUCAGCAAACGGGAUGGUGCGUCAAGCAGAACCGGAGCCAGGCAGCGCUGCUGCAUCUCCGCGGGAGCGACGGCAGCUCAGCAUCGCGCCGUCCACCUUCGCUUGGUACCUGGGCCUCGCCGCACCAUCCCUCCAGUGCAAAGCAAUUAAAGAAAAAGAGAUUCAGUGCUUUCUGUAGCUUCUGCAGAGUGCCAUGGCCACAGGCUGGUUUAGCAAAGGCCACUGCUCUGCGUCACUCUCCCAUGGAGCCACAUGAAAGGCAGGAGUCCGGGCAGAAGCAGACCCAAAGUUUGAAUUCUUUCUGUGAAGGUUUAUCCUAUCUCCAUACACCCAACGUUGAAAUAUCCUUCAGGAAGGGAACCCUGGUUGAGAGUCUGGCGGUCUCUGCAGUGGUUUUGCACAAGUUCUCUAGGAAGGAGACAAAGUUCCACGGGUGA